AUGCACAGUGGACCUCGGCUGGUGGCCGCAGUGCUUGGAGUGUGGUUUGCAAAAGCCGCUUGGACACCCCUGGACCGUAAGAGUCCACAUAAAAGGUUGGAGGAGUUGGUGAGGCAGAUACAACCUUCCGUGGUGCUUUGCGAUGAUGCUUCACCCUUCCAGCACUUGGAUGUGCCGCUGGUUGACGCAGUGACCAUGUCCUUCAAUGGGUCGAUGGACCGGAAUGAAAGCAACUUGGACCACUUGGAGGAGCCGUUGGACCAGGUGGCGCAAGUCAUCUACACCUCGGGAUCCACCGGAGUGCCCAAAGGCGUGAUCUACACCCACGGCCGCUUGGCGCACUCCACGCACUUCUUUGCGGAAGAGUGUGGCGUAGCAGGGAGCCGCAUUUUGCAGAAGACACCCAACAUUUGGGCCGUCUUCCGCCACGAAGUCUACCCAGCCCUCUGCAGAGGUGGCCUCAUUGUCCAUCCGAAGCCAGAAGAUGCCAGUGACCCAAGACACCUAGCUGAGGUCAUCAGCGACGCUUCAGUGUCAUUGCUGGUUGCUACACCCACGAUUCUUGAGCUCAUUGUGGACUCAGGAGUGUCACUGAGUAGUUUGCGGCAAGUGGUUUGCAUGGGGGAGCCACUCUCCUGGCGCUUGGCUGGCAAGAUUUUGAAGCAACUUCCUUCGGUUCACCUCAAGAACUUUUAUGGCUCUACAGAAACCGAGAACACCAUCUACAGGGUACCGCCGAAUGGCAACUUCAGUCAAGAAUCUGCUGUACCAGCAGGGCAGCCACAGCCUCAUGUCUCCGUUCAUUUGUUGAAAGUUGACUCCCUGGAGCUGUCUGAUGCUGAUGAGGAUGAAGGUGAGAUUUGCUUCGCCGGUGUGAUGUCCUCGGGCUAUUGGCAGCGGCCAGACCUCACGUCUGUGACCUUUGUGGAUCAUCCGCAGCUCGGUCGGCUCUACCGCACCGGUGACCUCGGUGCGUGGAAGAGAGGGCAGCUGCAUGUCUCGGGUCGCAUCGAUCGACAGGUGAAGGUCCGGGGCUGUCGAGUGGAACUUCAGGAGUUGGAAUUUGCCUUGAAGACCCUGAGCUCCGAAGCGUCUGAUGGACUUGGAGGACUGCAGGAACUGCAGGAAUGCUCUGCUGUGGUGGCAAGUGCACCGGCUUCACAUUUGCAGAUCGUGGUGUUCGUUUGCCCAGAGACUUUGGACCUUGAUCUGAUUCGUGAGCAGGCGACUACGCGGCUCUCGCCACAACUGAUGCCAAGCCUCUUUACUGCUUUGCCACAGCUCCCACGCCUGGCCAAUGGAAAAGUGGAUUUGGUGAGCCUCAAGACUCUUGCUUCCAAUUCUCUUGCAAAGCAAAGCACCGAGACGCAUGCUGUUCUUGACUCCUUGGGCAUUCUUCAGCACCUGACCAAGUCACAAAUUGAAGAGGACAGGUGGAUACAGAACCAGCAGGCCUUUUGGACUUUGUUGGUCAUGAUGGAACAUUUUCACUUCACCCGUGGAGCCGCAAGAAGUGGACAAGCCUACGGCUAUGGUGACUCUGACUUCGUGGCCCUCUUCAUCCUGAUUGAUGUUUGCCAUUGCAGGGACAUGGUUGCAUUCUUGCUCCUUCUUGGCUUUACUGACUCACGCAUGAAGGGAAGCAUCCACUCGUUAGGUCCUCGAGAUGCGGCAGUCUUCAUCACUGCACUCUUCAUGACCCUGAUCUUUGGACCAGUGCAUCGGGCUGUGCUCACAGAUUGGGACACCUUCCCUCAAGUUCGAGUGGGUCCCGAGUGGUUUCUCUACACCUACUUUUGGGCGCGCGUGGUGUUGCUGGGGCUUUGUCAUGUUGCUCGACCUGGCCUGUGGCAAGCAAUGUUCAUGUUCUUGAUGGCCUUGUGUCCAGAUGAUCUCUUUUGGCUGCAGCUCCCUAUGUCAUUGCGUGCUUCGCUUGAGGACAACGUCCCAUUGGACACGAAAAGCCUGAAGUUCACAGGAUUCUUUCUACCUGCUUGCUACCUACUCUCCUUUUAUGCCUCCCAGGCUGGGAUUGUCACUUGGUGUAAACGAUCCGGACAGCGUCUUAUGCAAAGGGUGGUAGAGGUCACUUCGCUGUUGGAGUGGAAGCUGGAGCUGAGCUUCUCUUUGGCGUGCUUUUCGCAAUGGCUUGUCCUUUCAUUGCUGUGUGGAAGGUGGCCCAAAUGGAAUAUGAUCCCCUUUGCCUAUCAAGAUGGAUAUCAAGCGGUUUUUGUGGAAGUGGGAGACCACACAGUGUCUUGGGACUAUAUGACCAAUCCUUCGUUAUUGCUUUACUUGGCCAUUUGGAUCGGGGAAGCUUUGCUCCUUCUUUUGCCGGGCAUGUUCAUUGCUUUGGGAAUGGUCUACCUUCCAUGGCACUUCAAAACGAUGGGUACCGCUUCCUUCGGCAUCUACGUGAUUCACGUCCCAAUUGCAUAUACUCCAUGGAUCAGACAUUUUGAGGCUCCAAUACUGCAGCGAAUCACCGACCCUGCUUGGAACGGAGGGAUCAACCUCCUCAUUGUUCUUGCUUGGAAUGCCUUGUUUUGCAUCAUUUUCGCUCACUCCAUUGGUGCGAAAUUUCAUCAAUUGCUCGUCUCAACAUUGGCGAAAAUCGCUCAACUGCAAAACGUUUUACAGCAGAAGGCGACGCACAAAGAUAUCGACUCUGUUCCUGAAUGCGUCUAA
This is a messenger RNA of Durusdinium trenchii, 2688 nucleotides long. NCBI's taxonomy places the organism in Eukaryota, Dinophyceae, Suessiales, Symbiodiniaceae. The record is from the annotation of a GenBank genome assembly.